AUGGAUAGAAUAUCGAAGAUCGUGGAUGAAGGGAGAUACUAUGAAGCUUUGCAACAGUACAAGUCAACCUAUUUUCGUUACAAGCUGAGGAACAAUCCAGCCACGAUCGACUUGUUGCGAUCAGGGGCUGUGAAGUUGUUGGAACACAAGCAGUACGAGGGAGGUUUGGAGCUGGGCUCUCUGCUUGUGGAGCAUCUGGUUAGCGCCGAUCCAGCGGCAAGCAGUGAUUCUCUCGGAGCUGUAAAGAGCAUAGCAGAAGCGUUCUCUGAGUGCAGCGGAGCGGAGGGACACCAAGUUCAGUAUCUGACCAGAGCGAUCAAAUGGAGCAAAGGAACGCGAGAGAGCAAGAGUGUGGGCGACGCAACUUUGCACCAGUACAUUGCGGAGGCCUACCUCAAACUGAACAACCUGCCCCUUGCGCACAUGCACUUUGCAUGCGGGAAUGAUCCCAAACGUUUUGCAACUCUCCUGAGAGCCAUGAGCUCCGAGUGCAGAGGAGAGGAACAGGAUCUUGUAUGGGCCCGUGCUAUCCUACAAUCCCUUUGCGCUAAGAACCUUGAACUUGCCGUUGGCUUGCUCGAAGAAAGCAUGAAGACGGGAAAUAACAUCGAGUUCAGGAAAAUUCGUCUCUAA
Molecule: messenger RNA, 633 nt
Organism: Guillardia theta CCMP2712
Lineage: Eukaryota; Cryptophyceae; Pyrenomonadales; Geminigeraceae
Exons: 8
Coding region: 1-633 (210 amino acids)
Biological process (GO): protein insertion into ER membrane
Cellular component (GO): cytosol
Molecular function (GO): protein binding
Source: RefSeq, a predicted model, not a curated record